Porites lobata is the source of this 19612-nucleotide messenger RNA. The record is from the annotation of a GenBank genome assembly. Lineage: Eukaryota; Metazoa; Cnidaria; Anthozoa; Scleractinia; Poritidae.
GCAACACUCCUUCUCGUUCCAUCCCAUACCUACACUACAUUGAGACAUUUUUUUUUCUAUUUUAAAGGCAUUUCCUAUCAGGUAGGCAAACUAAACGCAUCAGAGACACGUCAAGGAUGGAAUUGCAACAGCGGAUGCAAGGCUCCACAACAUUGUACACUGCCACGCUGCACUAACGUGGUAUUUCCACACACGUUUAGUGGAUCUGGAAUCGUAAGUAAAACCUAAGGAAUUAAAAAUUACCGUAUUUCCCCCAAUAAUAGCCGCGAGCGACUAUUCGAGGGAGGCGAUUAUUUCAAAUAUUGCUCACUAGAAGUCGUUCCCUAAAUAUUUUGUUUUAUUAUCUAUUAAAUGAUAAUAGAAAAAUAAUCACAUCAAAUAUACAUUAAAUAUACUUUUCUAACGUUAUGACCUCCGACAAUUUAGUGCGCAUAGGUAUGUUCAAGUGUUCCCAAAUCCCUAGGAUGCGUGUGUUUUCAGAGAAAAAAAAAUACGAAACAAAAAAAGCCAGAGAAUUCUGACAAUAAAAAUAGGCUAGAAGACCUUUAACCCUUGGAAUGGGGUAGGGAAUGGAGGUGGGCGGGAUGCGGUCGAUUGGGAGGGGAAUUAGACUCUUUUUCUUUUCAGAUUUAGUGAGAGAAGUGCACCCACACACGAGCGUGGAAGCCGCCAGAAGCGCGCGAGAAACGAGGACGGCAGUCUCGCCCUUUCAGUCACGUGCGUCGUCAGUUGCGUUUCUCGCGUGUUUCGCUCGACGGAUUAGGAAAAAAGAGAGACUGCUAGUAGUCUAGGGUUGAAUUGUUGCCUGCAAAUUUUCAUUGAUGCUUAUCUUUACCUAACGCAUUUCAGGUUCGAGUCUUUGUGUCAUUAAGCCACCAAGAUCAGUCAUCAGAUGCAGUUCAUUCACCUUCCGCCGUGUGGGCAGAGUCCAUAAGUACAGCUGGAUUUCAGUUAUGCUCGCGUGCAACAGGCUCUACAAAUGACACUGGCAUUAUCAACUGGGUAGCAUUCCAGGACAAACCCAUGUUAACGCAUGGAAGCGUUACUUUUAGCGGAAUAUGGACAACAGAAACAAAGUGUGAGAAGGUGGCCUUUUCUCAGGUUAGACAACAAUAAUUGAUAACAAGUAUUUAAUUUUGUUAUAAAGGUGUAAAACGGACAUAGCAAAGUACAUUGCUAAAAGUCUUUUUAAGCUUUCUCUCGGGCUUAGUUUCAAACUUUUCCUUCCAUCGCCUUUAGAUAAGCCAUUUUCAUGUUUUACUUUGGAGGUAGUGAUUGAAUAAUGCUUGACCGUUUUGAAUGUAUUGAUGUGCUAAAUGUAAUUUGGAAAAUAGAAGUCUAUUUUUUUAAUGAUGUUAAAUUUGUGGUAUUAAACUUAACAAAGUUAGCCGAAAAGGAACAUUGUUGUUUGUAACUUUAUUUAAGUAAUGGGCCAAAUAAGAUGCAUUCACCAACAUUAAUUUUCAACACUUGGUAGAAAGAGGUGAAAAAGGGGUAGAAUAUUGAGUUAAUGGGAAUAGACAAGUAGAUUUAAUUAAUCUGCUCCCCUUAGCCUUUGAUAAAUCCUUAAUUUCAUUUAAGUACCGCUUAGUACUUCAUGGAUACGUUCCUGCUGAUUUAUCUUUCGAGAAGCUUGUUUAUUUUUCAGUCAAUAGUUUUUGAUAUAUCUAAAAUUUUUUUGCAGAGCUUUGCUUCCAAGCCUCGUGUAUUUGUCUCUGUUAAGUACACUCGCAGUACAAAGCCAAAUGACGCUAUGUACUUAUGGUUAGAAAACGUCAAUUCUGGAGGAUUUGAAGUGUGCUUAAGGGAAUUCUUGCGCUUUGAUGGAAAACAUCAAGAUGCAGUAGUGGUAAGUGAAGAAAAAUGUCCGAGUAAACUGUAGUAUUGAUGAAAACAAACAAACAGACAAGCAAACAAACUUGACUUUGCCACACUUCGGCAGCCCGGAAACCCAAUUACCCAAUACGUUUUUGAAGCAAUUAAGGUAGUGUCGUGUCUCACGUGUCUCAUGCAUUCAUUUCUUGUUAAAGGAAACCGGUGGUUCGAAACCUGACGCAACUCGUCUUGUAAAGAAAAGGGUAGCAAAUUAAACAUCAUUUUCUUGUCCGCAGGACUGGUUUGCAUUCACUGGAAAUGGGAGUGAACUUAAUUUCACAAUAACUGGGGAAGAAAUCUUUCCAAACAGUGGAAAUCCAUCGGCCAAAAACAACUACGGCUUCUGUCAGGUGAAAACUUUAGUUCUAACAAGAACAUUUAGCACAAGCCAAAGAACACUGAAUUUUUAGUGGCUAAGUUCACACUAAAGAAAACUUAAAAUACAGUAAACCCAAGCUUACCAGGCCAUGGUAAUCGACAUUGUAUCCAAAAUGGCAAUUCCCAGAUGAGCGCGACAUGUUUAUCUCGCGAUUUUGAUGUGCGCAUAUUUCGCGAUUCUUAAAUUUCGUGGCUUUGUGAGAAUUUUAUAUUUCGAAUCUCUUCAAUUUCGCGUUGUAGACAGUGGGCGAAUAUUAGAAGUGGGGACUUUACAGAAGAUGGGCAAAAAUAGAGGGAGAGGUGAGCACGUUCAGAUCCAUACUUACAUGACUUUUUUUACCUAUUUACAGGAAGUGCCUUUCAAUACGACCUUUUACAAAUCGCCAAUUGUGAUUCUUUCCGUAAAUCAUGAGUAUAAUCUUAAGGUCAAGGGAAGUCGUCCUCCAGAAAAUAAUAUAAUUUCAGCCUGGCUAGAGGUAAGUUUGCCUUUUUAUUCGAACCUGAGAAAACAGCCCGCCCGACAUUUCGCGCGACGCCACCACCAGUUUUCCCACAAAAUGAGGACUGAACCCCGAAAACCCAAUUUCGCGACGCAAUUACUGGCUUUCCCGUGAAAAGACGUCUGUAGAAGAGUGCAGAAAUUCCAUACUGAUGACAUGUACUUCCCAGAUCAAGAUAGUGCUUCUGAUUGGUCAUGCUGCAAAAUAAUUUUUUUUUAACCAAUCAAAAGCACUGCCUGCCCAGAUCUGUGUAAUGACACGUCAUCAGUACGCAAGAUCUGCGCUCGUUCCUCAGACGUCUUUUCAUUUAAAAGCCAGUAAUUGCGUCAUGAAACGGGGUUUUCCUCAUUGGGUUAUAUUCUUGAUGGUCACUUGAGGUUAAUGAUAAUGAACAGGAAUUUUUCAGUGCUUUGCUACAUUAUUCUAUUCAAUUGUUUGCUUGAACUCUCACGACACCUUUGAGACCCAAAAGUCCAUAUCCCUUGUCCAAUCAGGGGAGAGCAGAAAUCUGUUUAUUCUGGUAAAUUUAUAAAAGGACUGUGAAAACUGUGUAAAAGCCAUAAGAAACCAAUAAUUUGGAUCUGAUCCAUAAAUUUCUUGACUUAAAGGUAUCGUCGUAGAAAUCAAGAAGAAAUUAUGGAUUUUCUAGUAACUGAUGAGUGCUAUCACAUUUUGCUGCAGGAAGUUGGAUUAGAAUCUAUGAAGGUCUGCGUUAAAGACCUCAGUGGAUUAGGAUCGAGUCAUGAUCCCUUGAUUGUCAGCUACGCUGUUACUGGAGGUUGUUUAUUAAUUCUCCUAUUGUAAUGAUCACUAUUUCUAGAAAGAACUAUUGUCAUUUUUGUUAUUAUUUUUAUUGAUAUCUUUUAGAAGUUCUUAUAUGUAGGAAUACAUUUCAUAAUAUUAAUUAAAGAAACGCUGGAGUACAAACACGGAUAUACCUUAUUCAUGUUACACUCUAUCUUUGCAGGCACUUCAAGAUUGAUGGGAUAAGAGCAAUUAGAGGGCACACAAGUAAUAAAAUUGCCAAUACGAGUAGUCGAGUAAUCGCGGUCGGGUUUGUUUAUCCCUCAAAAUAAGACGACGAUUUUAGUCAUGCAAAAUGCAAAAUGUAAACUUCGACAAGUUUUACGUCAUAAUUCCUUGCUGUGAAGAUUUCUACUGUCGCCUACUGCAUUCAAAAUCACUUCCACCCAUAUUUUGCGAUUUUCGUUUUUGUUAAGGUCAAAACUUCUUAAUUUUCUGUUGUGUAGAUAAUUAAAUAAACUCGACUGCAUUCUUGUAUUUACUGACUUUCUGUCUUGUUUGCCCCCUGAGAAACCACGUAACAUUGCUUUAAUUUAUUCCACCAGUCCGAAGCGCGUGCAAAGAUGGCGGGUAUCGUUAAUAAGGUCUACUAAGGAUAAAAAAACGUCAGUUGAGGUACCUACAAGCAAACGUGUUACUACUACUGAACAGUAACUUAGUUUUAAUUCAAAUAUGAAAAAUAUGUUAGACAUUUAUGUUUUUUCCAAAUGGAUAACUACUCAAUAUUAUGUAUCUUUUUUUCUCGGUACAGACCUUAAUCCUUGCCUUAAUGUGCAUUGCCCACGGUUUGGAGUCUGCAGGACCUAUAGUGCGCAUGACGCUCGGUGUAAGUGCGAUGACCAAUGCCCCUCAUAUAAAGACCCAGUGUGCACUGCAAACGGAACAACUUACGACAACCGAUGCUGGCAUAAGUUAAGCUAUUGCAGAGGACUUGAAAAUAAUCUGGUCUAUCACCCAGGAAGUUGUGAAGGUAACAAAAAAUAAUUUCAACGAUUUUUUUGGCUGUAUAUGCCACAUAGAAUAGUCUGGCAGUUAAGCUCUCGAUCGUUUAGAAUUAUAAGUGUUGGCUCAAAAUUACAUUGGCUUCUAGCUAUGAUGUUUAUAACUUUUCGUUACUUUUAAGCUCGCUUUUAGCUCCCUACCAGGGUAAGCAACAAUAGGCAGCUGUAACAAGCUACUUCGUCUCUCUACUUUGGCAAACGAGCAUAUAACAGCCCAGACUAUAGCCGAUGUUUGACCUGUGUAAGAUCUUUUAUUCUCUUUUGUCUUGCAAUUUAGUUUUUCUGCGUAAAAUUAGAUUACACAAAUUUGCUCGGGGCAAAUAUGGUGCAAAAAAGUGCAAAAGAGGAGGACAUCAAAGACAAAGGUAGUAAAUAUCGCAUUUACAUACCAGUUUACAUGGAGUUGCAUAUUUGAGAGCAAAUGCAGUAUUUACUAUCUCUGCCCUUGAUGUCAUCCUCUUUUGCACUUUUUUUGCACGUUAUUAGCACUGAGUGAAUUUGCUGAAAAUCAAAUAUUUCGCGCAGUGGCCCAAUAUACUGUCAUAUGUUUAUCUUUGCACUGAAACCAGCAUGCAAUAAUAAGCAGCCGCUACACAUUUCGUUCUUUAAAGGUAGCCUACAUUGCAAGUUACAGCCUAGUUUUAGUUCCAUGUCCACGCUUUUUUUUUAUCACCACCCUUCACCACUUAGAGUUGCACUACAACGCAAGCUAGGGAAGCUACCUAAGCGAUAAUGCUUAAAGAGUACAGUGAUGCUUCCUUAUAAAGUACUUAAUUUAUUACAAAACAGGUUUUCCAAUUGUACGGGGCCGUGUAGAUCUGCUACAGGUUCCAAAAUGGUCAGAUUCAAACUGUCAGACAGUCACAUUUCCUCCAUACCGGUUUUAUCCGGAUAAACAAGUUCACGUUCAAAUAACGGUCAAUCACAUGAAGCUGAAUGACUCUGUGACAGUCCACGACGCUGUUACUUCAUGGACAGAAAGUAUCAACACAAAAAACUUCACCGUCUGUGUCAUGCAAACCGGGAGGAAAGAAGAAGGCGCGAAUCCAUUUGCCACCAUUGAUUGGGUGGCUUAUCAAGGAGCACCACCCGAAGGAUUGACGGGAACGGUUGAGUUGCAGAAAUGGUGGUCUGGUACCAACUGCGCAGAUGUAACCUUUCCUACGGUGAGAUGGGAAUGUACAUAUUAAAUUAAAUAAUUGUUGCAAACUCAAUUAAAGUCUCCAUGACGAAUGUUAGAAUUUCAUUCAUGUGACAUCUUUAAUCCAUGUCUUGAAAAAAAAAAAAAAAAACAAAACAAAACAACAACAACAACAACAACACCAAAAACAGCAAAAAAAACAAAAACAAAAAACAAACAAACAAAACAAGUAAAUAAUAAAUAAUUGGAAAAUUAAGUCUUGUGACCCUUAGCGAAAACAUGACAGAUUUAAUCACGACUUGUCUGCGUAACAAAUGAAGAAAAACAUCAAGAGCGAAACUGUGAAGGAGAGACGUCCUUAACAUCGAUUUCAACAAAAUGAAGCGCUAAUCUGAUACAAGGAAGCAGCUUAUAACAACAACAACAACAACAAAAAACACAAAAUAUUUGUUUACCUAUUUGAAUUAACUGAAUGUGGAAAGACAUAUUAAAACUUUCCUUGAACUAGAAACAUGAGACACAAAGUUAACAAAAAAUAAUCGAUCAUUACGAGGUAACUGGGGAGAUGAUUGCUAGAUCUUCUAAAAAGUUGUGACCGACUUAUCGACUUAAUUAACAAGACAACAUUAGGUAACAAUUAAGAACAGAAACUUACUUAGUGGCUAGUUUCAAGUAAUUUUGCAGCAAUAUUUAAAAAAAAAGCUGUUUCGAUUGUUGUUAUUGCUUUUUCUUUAGGGCAAGUUUGCCGAGGCGCCAAUAGUCCUUGUGACGUCAGAGCACCUGAGGAGUGGUAAAGAGUAUGAUGCUGCUCUCAUUUGGAUUGAAGACGUAACUAAGGACUCAGUUAAAGUCUGUCUUCGUGAAAUGCAAAACUUUGACGGAAGACACCAAGAUAUCACUGUGGUACGUUCUUAGUCAGAUUUGGAAAAACUGGAACGCGACUGUCCACAUUAUUUUUCGAGGAAUUCUAGUCUUGUUAACCAUAACAGCGUUAAGAGGAAAAAGCAUUGCUAAGUAAAGAUCGUCCGGGCGAUCGCGAGUGAUGAUCAGUUAAACGAAAGGAAAUGCAGAAAGAAAAGCAUAAAAAGAAACGGAAAUAAUGAUAAUAAUAAUAAUAAGAAGAAGAUUGAAGAAGAAGAGGAAGAAGAAGAAGAAGAAGAAGAAGAAGAAGAAGAAGAAGAAGAAGAAGAAGAAGAAGAAGAAGAAGAAGAAGAAGAAGAAGAAGGAGAAGAAGAAGAAGAAAUGAAUUGAAUAGCAUUGCGGGUGGUGAAUUUUAAAUAGCGCACAAAUUGGUCUUCCUUGACCCCAUGCCUCCCUUCACGCUAUUACGUGAUUCACCUGAUGUCUUAAAAAAAUGUGGAUUUGCAUCCUUUUCUUGACUCUUUGCGCUCUUUGUUAGGUCACAACUUCAUAGAGUUCAAAAUACUUAGAUUCAAAGGAGCCUAAAAAUGAUGAGUUUAUUUAAAUUUUUGUUGGUGUAAUACGAUUCUGUCACAAGAUGGGUGGCAUCAUGACUUUUGUUUUUACCUCUUUUCACAGAACUGGUUUGCCUUCUCUAAACUGCACAAGCCUCUUUUCACUGAACAUGGUGUCAUAAGCUUUCCAAAUACGAACCCACCUUUGGAUAAAAUGAACAAUGCUUAUUGCCAGGUGAGAAAAGAGUUCUUUGCAAAAGCACUGAGUAGCAUGCUGUUCACAGCAUUUUCUCUCACAGGUAUAUCGCUUACUUACAUCACUGUAAAUAUUUUCAAAACCCUUAUAGUCAUAUACACUUUACGCAAUAGAGAUCAAAGUGACUAGAAAAGUAAAGAAGCUGGUUCACUAAACAAUACUUUAAGACAAGAGGUCAGGAAGUACAGACCGAUAACGUCCCAUCGACAGAGUGUUUGAGCAACUGCUCCGUAAACAGGUGACCGUGAAACUCGACCACAUCUUUUCUACACAAAGCACUGCUUACAGAAAUGGACACAGCUGUGAGACCACUCUACUACGUCUGAAUGAGGACUCGAAGCUAGCAAUAGACAGAAAAGAGCUAGUAUGUAUUCCAUCGACUGAUACGAGUAAAGCGUUUGACUCUCUCAGCCACUCGCCGACACUAACAAAGCUUGAAGCAUACGGUUUUGAGUCUUCAGCGUUGGACCUCACACGAUCAUUCUUUAACAACCGCCAAAAUGUUCAACCCCCUGUUCUGGACACAUUUCAGAAUGACCUGCUCUGCUCCACUUUCGAUAUAUGUAGACGAGCACCAGUUGUACUCCUCACGAACUAAUUUUACAGCUGAAAAAGAAGCCUUAGAGAAGAAAGAUCAACUUGCCGCGUUUUGGUAUCGUCAUAAUUUUCUACUCGCAAAUCCUGACAAAUUCCAGGCGAUGAUCCUUUAUAAUAGAAAUAUUGACAUUGAAGGCUAAUACACUGACAUAAGUAUAGAUGGUAGGGUCAUUACAAACACAGAUUACAUCAAACUACUUGGCGUCCACAUCGAUUGCAAUACGAACUUCAGUGGUCAUAUUAGCGAACUGUGUAAGAAAGUCAGUAAGAAAGUAGGGAUAUCCUAAUGCGCCUGCGCAAUCUUGUUCCCUGCUCAGCUGUAAGUCUUCUAUAAGUCUUCCAUCCUGCCUUACCUUACCUGCUGCCAGCUGGUAUGGCACUUUUGUAAGGCCUCCGAAAGCAGGAAAAUAGAACGUCUUCAAGAACGUGCCUUAAGAGCGGUAUACAGAACUAAGUCUGCCUCUUACCAGACACUACUAAAAUAUCAGGACUACCCACGUUGCAAAAUCGUAGAUUGCAAGAUAUAGCUAUACUUAUGUACAAAGUCACGAAAAACCUCGCCCCUACCGACUUAGCAGAACUUUUUAAGUUACUAAUUCGAGGUAUUCUUUGCGAAACAAGGACUUUCAUUUACCUACUAGAUUCAAUACUGUAACCUAAGCCAAACAUUCAUUCGUUACUUUGGACCCUUACUAUGAAAGAGACUAAACAACAAGGUCAAACAAUCACCUAGUCUUCAGUCUUUCAAGAACGCUAUCAGAAAUAUAGACAUUUUAUUAUUUCAUUUUAUUUUAUUAGCUUCGCAAAAAAAAAAAAACAAACAAACAGAAAAAACGUUGGCAGGGACACCGCAACAGCUGUGGCCAGUUACAGUGGGCCUGGAUACUAAAAAGAAAAAAAGAAAAACACGAACUAAUAAUAAUAAUAAUAAUAAUAAUAAUAAUAAUAAUAAUAAAAAACAGCGACACAAGAAAAACUACAGCUACAUAAAACAAGUUAUUGGACGAGACAAGGGACGAGCGCUGUUACAUUUUAAACGGAUAGACUUGAACGAACUUGGGUCUUCCCAAUCAUAAGAAACAGCUAACGCGGACUUGUAAUAAUUAAAAAUAACUGAUUUAAAGGAAGCUAAGGUCGAUGAGAUCAAAUCUAGGUCAUCCACUAAACAAUUCCAAAUUCCACUAGUUCUAAUGAGAAAGGAUUUCUGGUACGUAGUAGUUUUACAUUUCUUAAUUAUGUAUUUAUUAACAUUGCUGGUUGAAGAUCAAGUGCGUCUACCGUAUUUGCGAACUUCAAGUAGGACAAGGGAGUUGACGUUAACAAGACCAUGUGUCGAUUUGAAAAAAAAAGGUUAGAUCUAAAAGUUCAUGCCAGUAACAAAUAGGUAUUAGGUUUAGAGUUUGUAAACGAGACUUAUAACUUAUAUUAGAAGAAUAAGGCAGUUUUAACAUAAACUUAGUCGCGCGUCUUUGGAUACGCUCAAGCUUGACAAUGAGCUCGAUGGACUGCGGGGCCCAAAUUUGUGUGGCGUAUCCCAAAUGUGGACUAACUAGCGCUAGGUAUAGCGUUCGUCUUUCGUCGGUUCUAAGUAUGAACCUCGUGUUCCCCUUUAAGUAUCCAAGUAGUUUAUGAGCACGCGUUGUACUUGUUUGUACCAUGUCAGAUCCUUACUAAUCCAUGCGCCGAGAUCUUUUUCUGCAGAAUGUAAUACAAGUGCGGUGUUGUUGUGUUUGUAAGAGGAUAAGAUCGGCUUUGUUUAUGUGCUGCGUCUUACACUUAGCUUCGUUAAAAAGGAGGCCGGAUGAUUGAGACCAAGUUGCAAGCUUACCAAGGUCUUUCUGGAGAGAAGAGGCACCCCCCAAAGUCUUUAUCACUCUGAAUAUUUUUGUGUCGUCAGCGAACAUCAAUACUCGACUGCUAGAACUGAUGACUUCGGAAAGGUCGAUGACGUAUAAGAAGAAGAGGGUUGGUCCGAGUAUGGAACCUUGAGGUACUCCAGAGGUAACAGAAAGAUCCUCUGAAGUGGCGCCGAGUACCGUAACGCGUUGGCGUCGACCUGAAAGUUAAGAGCAGAACCAGUUUAAGCAGGUGCCACCGAAACCGGCCUGGAUUAGCUCAUGAACGAAGCGCCUGUGACUGACUCUGUCGAAAGCUUUUGGCAGAUAAAGAUAGAUGGUGUCAACCUGGCUGCCACUAUCUAAAUUAGUGAACCAAUCUGGUCAAAAGCGUCAAGCAUGUUGGUGACGCACGAUCUUCCAGUACAAAAACCAUGUUGUUUAGGUGAAAUUACGUGGUACAGGUGGUCCUUGAUGCUAUUCAACACACAACGCUCAAAGACCUUGGACACUAUUGGGAAUAGAGAGAUGGGGCGGUAAUUUUCCACGUUGCCUUUCGCACCCUUUUUGUGGACAGGCACGACGUUAGCUAGUUUCCAGUCACUCGGGAGAGACCCUAGUUGCAGUGAUUUGUUGAAGAUCUUACAUAAGGAAGGAGCAAUCACUGAGGCGGUCUGUUUGAGCAAUUUAGCAGGGAUUUCGUCCGGUCCUGUGGCUUUACCGACUUUUAGUGUUUUGAGUGCAGCUAGAAACUUGGACUCAUUGAGAGUUAGAUCGGAUAUAACAGUGUCCGAACGUAUGCACGCUGUCUUCUCCACUGCACUGUCGAUAGUAAAUACAGAGGCAAAAAAACUGUUAAACAGGUCAGCUAUUCCCGCAGGUGUAUCAGCACUUACUCUUGAAGGGUUCUGUGACUGGUCAGCGGAGUAGUCUGGGACGGUUACCAUGGAAACACGGCCUGGGAUGGGAUGAGAUUUAGAGUUAAGCUUCAAAUUGACCAUAAGCGCUUGGGAUUGAAUAUAAAGCCAGUGUCUAUGAAGUCGCAAAAGUGAUAACGGCUUUCGCGAAGCAGUUUCUUAACUUGCGCCUGCAGAGACUUAAACUUAUCCCUCAGGCGGGCGUUCGGAUGUGACUUAAGUUUUUGGCGAACUGAGUUCUUUAUCUUGAUAAGGUUUAAAACGUUACUACUAAUAGUAGUAAUAAGUCCUUCCAGCACAGCCCGUCAUCAUCUAUAUUGUUAAGGCCCACAAAAGAAGAGAGAUUGAUUACCGAGAGAGCUUGACGCAAACCUUCAUAAUCGCCAGUUGCGUAGUCGUGCGCGGGUGUGACGACGCAUUAACAAAAGAAUUGUACCUUAAACAGGACUACACAAUGAUCCGUAAAAACACCAGCUUUAUCAGGUGACAACACUUCGGUCACUUUGGUGUGUUCUAGGGCACUUGUUAUCACUAGAUCAAGAAUGUUACUACCGCGAGUCAGUGUGUGGUUAAUUUGCGUCAAGAAGUGGUCAUGUAACGCCUCGAUAAAUGGCAGUUGCUUAUCACCUGAAGCGCUAUCCACGGAGUCCCAGGAAAUGUUCGGCAAGUUAAUGUCACCACAAAUUACCAUAUUUUGAAACUGAUCGCAGACUUGAUCUGGAAAGGUGUUAAAUAAAUAUACCCAACUAGGGUCUGAAUCCGGAGGCCUGUAACAAGAACAGAAUAAUAAUGUAAUCUUCGGAUCAAAUUUAGAAGAAAAUAACUGUGACUGUUGUGACCUUUUCAGAUCCUAAUUUUAUGAUUUUAAGAUUUUUAAGAUUUUAAUAUGUAUCAUCAUGAAUUACUAUGUAUUUUAGAUUAGUGUGCCCAAUUAGAAUAUAUCAUUAUCAUUAGUAUUAUCAUAGAUUAUUAUUAUUAUUAUUAUUAUUAUUAUUAUGUAAUUUUAGAUAAGUGUCCGCAAUUAGCCAUAUACGUUUGACACUUAAAGUUCUUAUAUCUUAUUAUAUAGUUAUAUCAGACAUAUCAAGACAUCAAAAUGGCAGUUUGUUCUGUUAAAAUGAUUAAUCGCAAAUAUUUCUUGCUCAGUUGGGACUUCAAAAAUAAACACAUUGACGGGAACUGAAGCUUUUAGUGAUUAAGGAACAGUGUUAAACGUUUUACGUUUCUCUUCCAUGGCAGUUCGUUUCAUUCACGAGAGCUUAUAACUCGACUCCAACAGUUCUUGUCUCAGCCAAUCACAGCACGACGGCAUCUGGGAAUUCAGCACCAAAUCACAACGGAAUUACAACUUGGAUCGAGGUAAAAUUUUCCGUAAUUGCGGAGGAUUGUGGGGAUGUAUCGAGGCAAACAAAUUUCAAACCAAAACGCGACGAAAGAUAUAACUGAACAGAGACACACGCUUGCUUGAGGCGAUGUAUAGGUAGAUAAUAGGUGUGGCGCAAAAAUGUGCCGAGUGGAAGUUGAGAUUGCUUAUUAGUUUCCUUUUGACGUUAAUUAUCGAAUACGAUUAUGGUGUCGGUACAAAAUAAUAUCUUUAAAUUAUCAGCAGGGGCCGCGCGCGGUAGGCUCGAACUUCAGAUCUGAUUGUGCGGUUUUUAACUUUAGAGCUGUUUCCUUGGACACAAAACUUUGCUCCAAUCAUUUGGCUGCUUUCUUCAUCAACAGGGAUCUUUAGCUCCGUCCUUCUGGGCCUCAUAGCUCAUUUGUGCCACUGCCGUGCCCCUUAUUAGGGUAAAAAGGAUAUUUUGGAUAAAAUUUCGAACAUUAAUUCACCAUAUAUUUUUUUAUACCUUUGUUAUUUCUAAAGGAUUCUUUAAUUACUUUCAUCAAACCACAGUGUUAAGUUACAGCGAAUCUACGCAUCUCUAUGUUACAUAAGAAGACGUAGGAGAACGUUUUAAAAAUAUUCUGGUAUUCUAUUCCUGUUAAUUCAGUUGUUUAUGACUACAAUUUUAGCUGUACUAAACUACGUUGAGUGCUUAUUAUUUUUUUUCAGAACAUGAAUACCUCUGGAUUCAGAGCCUGUGUCAAGGAAUUAUACGGGACCAGAUAUGACCCCUUGUCCGUCGGUUAUGCCGUGCUCACAGGUCUGUAAUACUACUGAGUUCUCUCAUGAAGUAUUUUUUAGCAAAUGAAAAAAGAAACGUUACUUGUUACCGGAUUCAUCUGGAAAUACUUUGGAAAUGCCCUAAACUAAUAACACAAUGCAAGUUGAUGGUUUUCCAAGUCAUCGCAGAGUCAAGAGAGUGUACCUGUUGACAUAAAAAGAUUCAUGAAGUUCUUUCAAGUUAUAAUUUUCCUACCCCUCGAAGAAUUUCACUAUUUAAUUAAAGGAUAAAUAACGAGGAUGAAAGACCUUGCUAGAAAUUAAAAGCACCAUACUUAAAACAAUCGUUUGAAUAGUUCGGUGUAUUUUAUCUUUAUGCGAGUGGUAUAUUCCUAUCGCUAGUCUUCUAUCCAAUAAUAUCUUACUGUAGUACCUUGAAACCAUUAAGCGUUGGAAAACAUUUUCGCAUCACGUUCCUAACAGUACUGCGAGUGAGAUGCUGCUAAGGAUUUAUCAAUCCGGCUGUUUAUCUGAAUUUCUAUAUUUAUGACGCUUACGUUUAUCUGUAUUUCGCAGACAUCUGUGAACCUGGCUGGAACUAUUUCAACGGCUUUUGUUAUUUCACAAGUAAGACUUGUCAAAAUUGGACCACAGCACUGGAUAAAUGCCGACAAGAAAACGCGGUUCUUGUUGAUGUCCAAAAUAACGAAGAAAAUGUGUUUUUACAGCAUCUACACAAUGGAGCAAAAUCCUGGUUGGGAUUGAAUGAUAUUUUCACAGAGGGCUCCUUUACUUGGGCAGAUCGUGGUACUGGGAACUUUACAGCUUGGGCUAAAACCCAACCGAACAAUUUUCGGGAUGAAGACUGUGUGCAUACACUUGGUGUUGAAUAUAAAUAUGUAUGGAAUGACGUGAAAUGCAGUGACUGUCAUCAGUAUACUUGUAAGAAAGGUAAGAUGUGAUGUAUAAGUUUAGAAAUGCACAAAAUGGAAGAAAGUCUACUUAACAAAACGCAUUUUCGUGUGUUAAUCGUGAUAAAUAUGUAGUUUGUUUUUUUCAUUUUAAACAGAUCUGAAUGAAUGCAGUAGCGACAAGUAUUACUGCCAUCAGGUCGCUAGCUGCACAAAUUAUCGUGGUUCAUUUACUUGCACUUGUGAUCAAGGCUACUUUGGAGACGGCUUUGAGUGCGAGCUCAAUUACGCAAGUAUGAUCAGAUAUAAAAUUGCAACACUGCAUGUUAAUGAUGAAUAGCAAGUUGAUUUAUAGUAAUCUAUUCUCACUGGAGCCAUCAGCAAACAAUGCCCGUAAUUCCAAUAAUAUAUGGGAGACCCAGCCAGAGACGGUAGGAGCGGGAGCUCCUGGUAAACAGAUAGUUCUUCAAUGCGGAGAAAUGGGUGGGUCGUGUAAAGAAAUGUACGAAACACCGAAAAGCCUGAGCAGGCUAUUAAUUGCGAAGAGAAAUUAGCGUUAUACAAGAAACCCACCAUGUACAAAUAGGUAUACGAUAGCCACGGGCUAUACGCGGCGUGCUAAUAUCACGCUCUUUUAUUGCGGAGCCGUUCUAAUGUUUUCAAUGGCCAUCAUUUAGAAGCUUCUACUGGUUACAUGCAACGUCUUAAUUUUCGAGUGUCUUUUUAUGAUUUCCCAAACUCCCAUUCUAGACGACACGCUAUGGAGAAGAGUAGCUGCCCAGGCGACAUGGUAUCCUCCUCCUUCUUACUAGGCUAAAGUUUGCUGUUUAAUUCGGUGGCCUGGUUAAUAGCAGGGCUCCACCCGCGCGCGAAGCGCGCGCGUGGACGGAGCCCCAUAGCUAAGGAAAUGUGGUAAUCUACCCAUCCGAGAAAAUUUGGUAAUCACGUGACCGUACGCCCGACCGUCCGUCCGCACCACAUGCGUACCAAUGUUUACUCUCACACUUUCUAGCUAGUUUGGGAGCCCAAUAGAAAACUAAUUGCACAACAAUAUCGUGAUCAAUUGACAGCUGUCAAAACAGGAUAUCCGCUGACUAGUAUCACCUGACCGUACCGCGGGCUCAAGUGUCAACCCAUCGAGGUCCAGUACUUUUUUGAAGUUAUCCGCUGACAAAUUACCAGUUUCAAAUGAUCGCAGGCUCAAGUCUAUUUUUUCCAAUGAUUCAUAUGAAGUAUGUUGUGUUUAUGUCACUAUGGCCCCGCACUGUCAAGAUUUUAAUUUCAAACUGACCUCGGACGCGAAAAUUCAGCCACUUUUUUAAAAAUAAAGGCGGGGAAGACCUUUUCUUACCAUGGUCACGCGUUGGUCACGCUCUACGUCCAAUUUUUGUACUCUGAUUGGUCAAAAUGUGACAGGUGAGUUCAUGCGGAAAAUUUAUGCAGCAUCUUGAAAGUUGUUUACUUUGACAGCAAAAGCUGACAGAGUUUUGUUUCAACUUGUGAUGUUUUUAACUGUCUAAAUCCUUUUCCACUGGAUGUACAAAAUGAAAUACAGCUGCUAUCAAGAGUCUUCUGUUAUCCAUGGCUAGUUUGUUUAUUGGGUUUGUGGUUGAUAAAUGCGUCGCUUGUCAAAAUUGAGUAAUCCGAUUUCGGAUGGCAUCGUUUUCGUCUUUCACCUUGCUCAAUGCGUAAGAAGGUUUAAAAGUCUCAAGCAACUAUGGCCUUCCUUGAUAUCUUUCAGGAACUGAAUCGCGAAUGGUAAGCCUGAGUAAUUAUUGUAUUUGAUGUUUGUUUUUGUUAUAUCUAAUUUCAUGAAGUCGAGCACAGUUGAUGCGGCAAGUUUUUGCACGUUUGUUGAGAUUUGAGUCAAUGAUCUGAUCUAGUAUCAGGUUUGAUAUAAGGUUACAGAACUUUAAAUGGCUUUCAGAUAUAUUUUCUCACGGCAAAUAGAAAAAAAAACCGUUCCGAAGAAUAUUUAGUUAUAAAUUUGGCUGUAGAAAGAAAACUUUGAGUGAUUUUCUUGUUUCGAGGAGUUCAUCUUUGAAAAAACAAAACAAACACCGGGAGGCCGGCUGAAAGUAAAAAAAAAUAAACUUAAGCUUAAGCUUUAAGCUUAAACACUCAGGAUUUUUAGAGCCACUUUAAUACUUGUCUUCGUGAAUGAAAAUUGUUGUCUCUGUAAAUGUUUUACCGAAUUAUAUUUCUCUUAUUGAUUGUUAGUAGUUUCUCUUGCAAUUUUAAUCGCUUGUCUGUGGUGUUUGUUUUCAUCGUUCAUGAACAUCGCUUGCAGGAGUACUUAGAAAUGUCGCGCGUAUCAAACGCUUUAUAAGAUUACACAUCGUUAUAACUGGACCCAUUAAAUAACAAAAAAUAAUGAUAAUAAAUUCGUUAUUAUGUUGAAGCGUAUCUCCAUUAAAGUUCAUUCAAACACUUGACCACACUGACAGCUCGCACUAAAAAUGAGAACCGGCUGGCCGUAUGAGUGAUUUUAGAAAUUUUUUGAACGGUUACGCUAAAAGCCCACGAUUGAUCGUCCUGAACAUUGAAAAAUUGUGAAAUGCCGUAUUCUGUUCGAGGUCUGUAUGAUAAAAAGUACUAUUUCACCUCAGAUGUGAUGUAUAAAAAGUAUAAAAAGUUGGUUUACACACCCCCAGAUUUGUUGGCAAGAAUUUGUAAAGUAAACCUGUCGAACGCAAAAAAAUGCGGCCUGAUUUGUUUUCCAAGAAUUUGUUUUCGAGGCCUAAUCUACUGUGCUCAAGAGCCAUUUUGGCUCUUGAAUGUGAUAGAAGAUGUUUGCUAGUUUUUGGGUGUACAUAUAUUUAGGCUAUCAACUCGAUGUAAGAUGUUUCACUCUAAAAUAACUUAUCCUUUCCCUCAAAAGUCACAUGAAUGUGCCCUUAAGUUAACUGAUUUGUGGAUUACAAGUUUAUUGUUUGAUUUAAAAUAUAAAUUUAUUAAUGGAAGCUUCGCUUUUAGCCCUGGCUAAAUCUAUACAUUAUUUUGCAUAUUCGGCCUUAUUAUUACCCCUAGUUUUAGACUCUUGUUGUAAGGAAAGUCAUUCGAGAGUUGAUAAUAUUGUCUUACAAGGUAAGAAUCCGAUUCGCACUGAAAAAGAGCUUUUAAAUUCCCGGGUCCGUUCGUUCACUUUCACUACUAACCACCGCCCGAUUAGCUCAACUGUAUAAGCGUCAGUCUGCCAACCGGGAGGCCACCGACUCAGGGUCUUUAAAUUGCUGAGGCGAAAUUGUUUCAUUUGAAAAGACAUCUGCAAAUGGUUAAAUUUUUUAGUCUUCUCAGAUAAGUACAAUAAACCGUAGGCCCCGUCUCAUAACCGUUGCACUUAUAUUAUUUUGGGACGUUAAAGAACUCACGCUCUGUUCGUAAAGGUUAGGGGACGCAUUCUCCGGUGUUGUGGUCUAUCUCCCGUGGUGGACUUUUGCAGUGACCCUGCCAAGAAUUAGUGAACCAAAGGAAAUAAAUUAGUAAUAACUUUGUCUCUAACGUUUGUAGGGGGUUUGAAACAGUCUACUAUUGUGGGGAAUGAUGCUAGCUACUUGCAAUAUUUAAGCACCUGGCUCAAACCAGUUGCUCAGAGCAAAUCCUCACGAUGGAAGCGUUGUUGGCGGGCGUCCGUAGACGGCUGGGCUGCAAGUACUUUUCAUAGCCGUUGUGACAACAUAGGACCAACUGUAACAAUCAUAAGAGUCGGUGGGAAAUACAUAUUUGGAGGCUACACCAGCCUCUCAUGGGGUAAGUGGUUUGUUAACUCUAAAACUGUGCAUAUUAGCAUGUAAAAUUGUCGAAGGAAGUAUUUGAAGUAGAAAAUGUUAUUACCACGAAGAGGACUAAAAAAAAACUCAUUCACGCAACUUUAUCGCCCUUAUUCCAUUUCGGUCAAUUCGCCAAAUGGAAGUGAAUUAUUCUGGGUUUAAAUUCGAAAAGUCUCUACCAAAUAUUGGAAAAAGAAAAUCGUUGUCUUGUGUUCACGUACCCCAUAAAACUGAAAUUAGGACGUUUUACAUCGUUUUCGUUCUGCGAAUUUGCCGACACUUAAAUUCUUUGCCGAUGUAUUUUCUUUUCAGAGUUGUUCCUAUUCUAAAGUGUUUUUCAGGCAAAGUAUUCCUCACUGUUGUCUCGAGUGCUGUUGUAGUUUUAAAAAUCAGUAAAAAAUACUAGAACGCGAGUUUGAAAUGAUCAGUUCCUAUAAGGCUUCCCUUUUAAAACUAAAAUGAAAACUGUAUGUAAAUAGUGAAAGUUAGAUGGUGAAAAUUACCACUUCUAAUCAAGUCUUUUCUUGUUAUAGUUCACACACAAAAAAAUAAACUGGGAGAGUAUUUUAAUCAAACCUACGUAUACUGAUAUCAACCUGAAUAAUAGCAUAGUAUCUUACGUUUCCUGUUCUUAUCUGACCUAUCGUAUGACGCACGCUUAAUUUUACUUUAGCGAGCAGUCAGUCCAGUCGAUGCCCAGGCACUACCACGAUUUUAAAUGUUCUUUUUUUUUAACUUUUCAGUUAUGUUUUUAAUGCUGUAGUCAAUUACUUAUACAUUAUUAAUGUAAAUUCAUUUUGUAUCUUUUAAAUACAUUUUGUAUCUUUUUCAUUUAGAAUCUUAUCGUAUCUUUUUAGGGUUUUCAAGUUAUUGUAGUUGUAAAUUUUAAGUAGUUUUUUCUUAUGUUUUAUUUUAGUUCUACAUCAUAAUCAUUUUUACACGGCUCCUCAAGAAUGGAGCUUUAAGUCUUUAGUGUUUAAAUAAAAGAAAUGAUGAUGAUGAUGAUGAUGUUGAUGAUGAUGAUAAUGUUAAUGGCUUAUGAGUGAAAAGCUUCAGUGUGAAUCGGUGUAUUUAAAAAAGCUACACAAAGACCGAGCAGAACGGGGGCUGCUCUAGUGUCAACUAUUACAAGUGUGUGUGUCUCUCUCUCUCUUUUUUAUACAUACAAGUUUCCCUUGCACGAUUUUUUCAUGUUCUUUGUCGCCAAAAAGCAAAACCGUACCCCGUUUUUUAAGUCAUAGCUGGACUACGACCAAGACGGCAGGGCGUAGUUCGGAAGUUAAUUUGGAAGUAAAUUGGAACCUCGGUAUAACGAAGGACAAAGAGACCGGCAGAAUUUGUUCCCUAUAUAACUAGGUUUCGUUUGUUGAGAUUCUUUUCCAUACAUUUUACUACAACUGGGGUAAAGAAAAUCGUUAGUUACAUCAAGGAAUUUGUCAUAUCGAGGUUCCACUCGGCGAUAGUAAGCAAUAAUUAAACAAUCCAAACCUUUAUAUCGGGGUGCCGACAACUGAAUAAUAUUUUGCAAUUUUAUCACUCUGAUCAAUAUUUUUUUUGCGUUUAGCUUUUCAAAUAAGUACCAGUUUCUUCCUUCCAAAAGUAAAUACUUAAGUAAGAAAAAAACACUUUUCACGAGACUAAUGUCUUUGCUACUUAAAAGGGAGUUAAUUAUUACUUAACUAGUAGCAUCAGUAUAUUCUCUUGUCUGUAUGAAUUCGAAUUUUUAACGAAUUCUGUACAUCGGAUUUUCCUUUUCAUUUCUUGUUUUCCCAACAGGUUCCAGCUGCCAGUAUAGAUAUGAUUCCCAGGCAUUCCUUUUCUCGCUGGUAAACAAGCCAGGAUUGGCACCUGUGAAACUUCCUGUGUAUAGAAAUUACGGUAAUGCCAUAUACGACUGCUCGUCUUAUGGACCUACUUUCGGAGGAGGCCAUGAUCUUUUUAUUGUCGACUACGCGUCAUCCAAUGGAAAUUCCUAUACUUACCUUGGUCAGGCUUACAGCCCACCAAGUGGGUACAGCUAUGGAAGCAGCUCCACCUACACUUUUCUGGCAGGCACUUAUACUUUUACUCCAGACGAAGUAGAAACAUUUUACGAAACAACAUAA